GCUUAGCCAGACUGGAGGACUCUCAGGACCCCCACUCUGGCAGCCUUCCAUGGGACAAAAACAUGGAGAGAACCACCAGGCUUUGCUCAAUGAGGGAGAAGAGGCCGAAAUGGAGAUUUUUGGCUACAAGACCCAUGGCUUCCGGAGGGCUGCGUGCGUUGCUGGGCACAUCCUGUCCUGCGGAGUUCUCCUCCUUGUCUUUUACUGGAAGCCGGCCUGGGACGUGUGGGCAAACUGCGUGCCAUGUGACUUGGAAGAGGCGGACGUUGUGUUGCUCAGAACCACAGACGAAUUUCACAUUUAUUCCCGGAAGAAGGUGACCUGGAUCUCUCUGUCCUCCCUGAAUGAUACGAGUCCCGAUUCUCCGGUCGUUGCUGAUGAAAGUUCCCUUUUGAACAAGGUCAUAAGGAAGCCAGAGAUGAAAGUGAGAUGCAUCCAGGUGCAGAAAAUACGAUACGCCUGGGACCUUUCUGCCAAUCGAUUCCAGAAAGUCGGAGUCCUUGAGGAAAGCCACACCUGUGCAGAGAUUCAUGCAAAGUUUGGCUCUGGGCUGCCCCACAAAGAGCAAGAUGUCAGGAAGCUGAUCUGUGGACCUAACACCAUCGACGUGGAGAUCACACCUGUUUGGAAGCUGCUCAUCAAAGAGGUCCUCAACCCGUUUUACAUCUUCCAGCUCUUCAGCAUCUGCCUGUGGCUUGCAGAAGAUUACGUGGAGUACUCUGUGGCCAUCGUCCUCAUGUCAGUCCUGUCUGUUGCUCUGACGGUCUACGAUCUCAGGAAGCAAUCUGUGAAGUUGCACCGACUGGUGGAGUCCCACAACAGCGUCCCGGUCAAGGUGUACAGAAGACAGGCAGGUGUGCAAGAGAUGGAGUCACGCCAUUUGGUGCCUGGAGACCUGUUGGCCCUGGCAGGUGGCAGAGCAAUGCUGCCCUGUGAUGCCAUCCUGGUCAGCGGCGUGUGCAUCGUGAACGAAGGCAUGCUGACGGGAGAGAGCAUUCCUGUUACGAAGACCUGCUUGCCCCGAGACGACAACGGUCAGCUGCCCUGGCGAUCAAGCUGCGCGGACGAUUACCGGAGACACGUCCUUUUCUGUGGAACGGAGGUCGUCCAGGCCAAGGGAGACAGCAAGGAGGCCGCAAAGGCAGUUGUGCUGCGGACUGGUUUCAACACCGCCAAAGGGGAGCUGGUGAGAUCGAUUCUGUACCCCAAACCCAUGAAUUUCCGGCUCUACAGAGACGCCGUUCGGUUCCUGCUGUGCCUUAUUGGCGUUGCGGCCAUCGGGAUGAUCUACGCUGUGUGUGUCUUUACCCUCAGUGGGGAAGAGGCCGGAGAGGUGGUGAAGAAGGCCCUGGACACGAUCACCAUCGCUGUCCCUCCCGCCCUGCCUGCUGCCCUGACCACGGGGAUCAUUUACACUCAGAGGCGGCUGAAGAGGAAAAAGAUCUUCUGCAUCAGUCCCCAGAGGAUCAACGUGUGUGGCCAGCUGAACCUCAUCUGUUUUGACAAGACUGGCACACUCACUGAGGAUGGCCUCGAUCUCUGGGGACUUGUCCUGGCCAAAGGAAAGAGCUUUCAGAACGUCUCCAGCUUCUCCUCCAAGAGCCCCCUGCCUUGGGGCCCAGCAUGUGGAGCCAUGGUGAGCUGCCACUCCUUGGUGCUUCUGGAUGGGAAGAUACAGGGAGAUCCACUGGACUUGAAAAUGUUCGAGGCCACCCACUGGGAAAUAGAGGAUCCCAAGGAUGAUGGGGGUAAAGACGGAGAACUGGCGCAUGCGGUGAUUGUCCGACCAGGACCCAAAGCUGGCCACGUUCCCACAGGAGGAGUCGCCAUUUUGCGCCAGUUUCCCUUUUCUUCGGCGCUGCAGAGGAUGUCUGUCGUAGCCCAGGAAUUCGGUGGGGGCCGCCAUGUCUUCAUGAAGGGGGCUCCAGAGACAGUGGCCCGCUUCUGCCACCCCGAUUCAGUGCCCCCCAGCUUCCCCAGCGAACUCCAGCUCUACACCUGUCGAGGCUUCCGAGUCAUUGGGCUGGCACACAAAACCUUGCCAGCAGGGAUGCCAGCAGCGCCCCUCCCAAGGGAGGAAGUGGAAUCCAACCUGACCUUCUUGGGCUUCCUGGUCAUGGAGAAUCGCCUGAAGAGGGACACCCGGCCAGUCCUGGAAGAGCUCACUGCAGCCCGCAUCCGGAGCGUGAUGGUCACAGGGGACAACAUCCAGACAGCCAUUACAGUGGCCAGAGACGCUGGCAUGAUUUUGCCAGGCAGCAAAGUGAUUCUGGUUGAGGCCAGCACCCAGGUGGGGCAUCCCUUGGCAUCUGUCACCUGGAAGCUCCUGGAGGAGAGAAAAGGCCACAGCCACAACGGACCCAAGGCCGGCUUGGAAGGAGGGCCCCUCUCCGGCGUGGGCAGCGGCCACUACCAUUUUUGCAUGAGCGGCAGCUCUUACGAGGUCGUGACGCAGUCCUUUGGCCACUUACUCCCAAAGCUCCUGCUGAACGGGACGGUGUUUGCCAGGAUGUCGCCUGCUCAGAAGGCCAGCCUGGUGCAAGAGUUCCAGAAGAUGGAUUACUUUGUGGGCAUGUGUGGAGACGGCGCCAACGACUGUGGGGCGCUGAAAAUGGCCCACGCUGGGAUCUCCUUGUCCGAGCAGGAGGCCUCGGUGGCUUCGCCCUUCACGUCCAAGACCCCCAGUGUGGAAUGUGUGCCUGAACUGAUCAGGCAAGGCCGGGCAGCCCUGGUGACUUCUUUCUGCAUGUUCAAAUACAUGGCCCUCUACAGCAUGAUCCAGUACCUGGGGAUUCUGCUGCUGUACUGGCAACUCAACACCUUUGGGAACUACCAGUUUUUGUUCCAGGACCUGGCUAUCACCACCCUCAUUGGAAUGACCAUGAGCCUGAACGGAGCCUACCCCAAACUGGUCCCCUACCGCCCUGCCACGCGGCUCACCUCCCCGCCCUUGCUGCUGUCCGUGGUCCUGAACAUCCUCUUCACCCUGGCGGUCCAGCUCUGUGGCUUUGCGCUGGUGCAGCAGCAGCCAUGGUACUCCCGUGCCAACAUGCUCAGUGCCUGCUCUCCCGGGAACACAAGUCAGGUGCCAUCUCCAGGCUCUGCCAGCCUCUCCCAGGGACUCAGCAGCACAGGAAAUGGCACAGACACAGGCAGAGAAGAAGAGGAAAGCAGCUACAGGAGCUACGAGAACACCACCGUCUGGCUGCUGAGCACCAUCAACUGCCUCCUGGUGGCCGUGGUCUUCUCGAAGGGGAAGCCCUUCAGGCAACCCAUGUAUAAAAACUAUGUGUUUGUCCUCGUGCUGGCGCUGCAGCUGGGCGUCUGUCUCUUCUUCCUCUUUGCCAGCUUGGAUGGCCUCUAUGCCCGCAUGGAGCUUGUGUGCACCCCCCUGGCUUGGAGGAUCUCCCUGCUUGGCAUGCUGCUGGUCACCUUUGGCGCCUCCUUCAUUGCGGAGGAGGCGGUCAUUGAGAACAGAGCCCUGUGGAGGCUCUUAAAGAGAAGCGUUGGCUACCAGUCCGCCAGCUCAUACCAGAGGCUGAGGAGGGCCUUGGAGAAGGACUCUGCAUGGCCCCCCCUGGGCAAGACGGACUUCUCAGAGUCUGUGGCACUCCCCCUGGGAGCCUGCAGGGAAGCCUACAGCAACCCAGUCUUUGAGAGCCAUGAGGAGCCACGCUCCGGACUUCACCCCUAGGGCCAGCUUGCCAAGCCUGGCCUGACUUCCCCUCUUAAUGCCAGCCAAAGGAAGGAGAACUGUGAGGGGCCGCGCACUGCCAUUUGUGGCGCAGUGGUUGGAGGACAGGAUGAGACCGGGAGAGAUCCAGGUUCAAGUCCCUGCUUGCCACGAAGCUCACUGGGUAACCAUGUCCCCCUCACUCUUUCCCUCAGCCCAGCCUACCUCUCAGGGCUGUUGAGAGGAUCAACUGGAGGAGAGAGACACUGGUGCUGCACUGGGCUGCUUGAAGGAAGUGGGGGGAAGAAUGUAAUCAACUCCCCCCCACAGCCCCCUUUGUCCUAAAUCCUGCUAUGCAGCCUUGGCCAGAAGAGGGCAGUGUUCCCUCACAUCCUUAGCCUGAAAGGCCUGACUCGAGCCCUGGGUGGUGCGCACGCUGCCAGGCCCUCACGCUGCCUGGCUUUCUGUCCACUUAGCCUAUAACAUCUCUCCUCUCCUAAGGGUUGGGAAGAGAAUUGGGGGAUUGUGUAUUUUUGGGAGAGAGAAAAACAAGAACACCCAGAGUCUCCCAGGCCCUUGAAGGUCGUGCCAGGUUGCCAGUUUUCCCCUGUCCCUGAAGCCAAGAUCUGAAAUUCCCUUCAUCUGGCACCUUUGCACUAAACUGCCUUUGCUAGGAGCCCGACAGUGCAGCGGACAGUGUGUCUGUUGUGGUAUAGAAAGAUCUGAGUUCAAUUCCUCCCGGAACUAAAGAAUUCACUGGGUGGCCUUGGGCCAGGCAUGCAGUCUCAGCCUUGCAGGGUUGUUGUGAGGAUAAGAAGGAGGGGUCAUUUCUGCCAAUGUGAGUUCCUUGCAGGAAGAGUUGCUUUAGCAGGGUGGUUGGGCUGUGAAUCAGCACUCUGCUGGUUCGACUCCCACUCCUGCCAUAGCUCAGCAGGUGGCCUUGGGGAAGCCACGCCUCUCAGCCCAGCUCCCCAGCUGUAUUGUGGGGAUAAAAGUGACACUAACUUGUUCACUGCUCUGAGUGGGACACUAAUCUGUCUAGAAGAGGAGAAGAGCAAAUUUUGUGAUUGUUAUUAUUAUAAAAGACACUCGUAUAAAUGUUUUAAAUAAAAUGAAGUGGCUGGAAGACUCUGAGGACAAGAUCCACCAUGAAGCACAACAUGCCUGAAUGAAUCCAUUACCAACCAGGCCCAGGGAAAGGGGAUGCCAGACCUCUCUGAGCACAUCAAUCCUGGUCCAAAACCAGCCCAUGCUUUGGUUGCCGUUGACACAUUCUGCUACCCAUGCACCAUGUAUGGCAGUGGAGGACUGUUGUGUGCCAUUUGGAGGCUGCACAUUUGUUCUCAAAGACCAGCACUUGAUCAGCAGCGCCCUCUCAUCAAACUGAACUACUCCUGAUUUUGAAGGCGGGGUGGGGGGUUGUGGGGACCCCUUAGGGGGUGAGAACCUCAAGGUUAGAUUACUGCAGCACACCCUCUGUGGGGCUGCCCUCGAAGAUGACAAAACCAUCGGUGGGUUCAAGCUGCAGCUGAUGCCGCCUUGUUGUGAUUCAGACCCUUGGACUGCCAAGGUCUGUAUUGCCUACUCCAGGGGGUGCCGGCCUUUUCUUUAACGAGAACUACUUCUGAGUAAGGGCAAAUAUCCUGAGCUACUUUACCCCCACCACCCAGCAGCCCACCAAGUGUCAUUCUGUGCCAGACACAACAUGGUGUGGGAAGAGCACCAGAAAUGAAACUAUCAGCUAAGCGAUGCAGAGAAAAUACUAUGAAAUAAACAUUUUCCUAUUAGAUCUAGAGCAGAUCUUUUUGUGAUCCCCCCGCCCCCAUCUUCUAGGGGUUGCCCGAACUGCUCUUCUGCAGCCCGCAAGCCAAGGGUCACUCUCACGCUACCUGUGGGCGCCCCCUGGUCUGCUCUGACUGGCAGGGGCACUCCGGGGCCUCAGGCAGAGGUCUCUCGCACUGCCCGAGAGCCGGCCCUUUCCCCCCAAAGGCCAUGCUUGGGAGUGAUCCCAGGCAGGCCCUUCUGCAAGGAAGGCGUUAGCUUCACUCCUGAGGCACAGCCUUGUCCCCUAAGCUUGUCCGUCGCCUGGAGUCAGCUGGUAGGAAUACGGUGCUUUGGCUCUGAGGUCCUUUGCACGAGGCACCGCUCCGUUUAAGCCCUUCCUGGCCUCCUCGCAGGACCUGAGAGUUGAAGUGGUUUUAGGGUGUUGGACUAGGUGAGUCCAGAGUUCAGACUAGGACCUGGGAGGCCCGGGUUUGAAUCCCCACUCAGCCGUGGAAGCCCCCUGGGGGUCUUUCGGCCAGUGACUCCCUCUCUCUCUCAGCCUGGCCUACCUCACAGGGUGGUUGUGAGUGUAGAGUGGAGGAGAGGAGAAUGAUGCCAGCCACCUUGAGUCCCUAUUGGGGGGAAAGGCAGGGUAAAAAUGAAGCACAUAAAACCAAGGUCUUCCUCUCCUGCCUAAGCCCGCAAGCAACAUGGUUUCCUCCUCCCCGUCAGUUCUUCCUCUUUGUCUCUUCAAGGAGGAGGAUUUGAUCUACCCCAGCUCAGGGCCUUGCCGGCAGUGGCCCUGGCUCUGCGGGACGCUCUUCCUGAGAAAGAGCCCAUGUGCUGAUUUCACAGUAUCCUGCUACACCGCCCGGCAUGGGGAGGGAUUUAAUCUUUCCUCUUGGACAGUUUGCAGGCAGGACUGGUCUGACUGGGUGAGGUACUUCGGGGUGUUGGUGAGGUUUUCUUGCCUCUGUUUGGGGUCAUUUGUUCCGUAAACAAGUCACAUCACCGUUUUUGACAGCAAAUUUAUUUGGGUGAUUCUCUGAUGUGCAGUGAGUUGUGUUAUUUUUGUGUACUAGACUGCUUUUAUGCCCUGUUGUGCCCUCCUACUGUGUAACCUAAAGCAGUUAAAGAAAUAAAGUGUUUUUGACAGCAAUUGUGUUUUGGGUGAUUCUUUAAUGUGAAGUGAGUUGUGUUAUUUUUGUGUAAGAUUCUGUUGGCAUGCCCUUUGGUGUGCCCCCCUGCUGUGUUACCUAAAGCUGUUCAAGAAAUAAAGUGUUUUUAACAGGAAUUGUCUUUUUGUGAUUCUCUGAUGUUAAGUGAGUUGUGUUAUUUUUCUGUGUGGGGGACUGCUGGUGUAAUGUGUCACAAUGCUUUGCCUACUUGUACUUUGAA
Eublepharis macularius is the source of this 6835-nucleotide messenger RNA. RefSeq names its product probable cation-transporting ATPase 13A4. The transcript has 30 exons. The coding region runs from base 50 to 3694 and encodes 1214 amino acids. Gene Ontology annotation, cellular component: late endosome membrane. NCBI's taxonomy places the organism in Eukaryota, Metazoa, Chordata, Lepidosauria, Squamata, Eublepharidae. Gene Ontology annotation, biological process: polyamine transmembrane transport; intracellular calcium ion homeostasis. Gene Ontology annotation, molecular function: P-type ion transporter activity; ATP binding; ATPase-coupled monoatomic cation transmembrane transporter activity. The record is from RefSeq and is a predicted model, not a curated record.